Beta vulgaris subsp. vulgaris (sugar beet) is the source of this 1644-nucleotide messenger RNA. RefSeq names its product protein CHUP1, chloroplastic. The transcript is spliced from 2 exons. Lineage: Eukaryota; Viridiplantae; Streptophyta; Magnoliopsida; Caryophyllales; Amaranthaceae. The record is from RefSeq and is a predicted model, not a curated record. The coding region runs from base 307 to 1527 and encodes 406 amino acids.
ACAGUAAUGAAUCCGACAGAGAUACAAAAGAAAAGAGUGGUCAAAAAGCAAAUGAAGCCACUUAAAUUCCUUGUGAAGAAACGAAAACCCCUGGAAAAACACCAAGCAAAGGCAAAGAAUACUUUUAUGUAUCAAAAUGUGUACAUAUACAUAUAUACAUUAUCAUCAUAGAUAGUAAACCCUUUUACAUAUAUACACCAAUCUUUAUCAUUUUGGUACGCCUUACAACAUCAGACCAAAUUCUUACAUACCUAAAUCUUUAUCAUUUUAGUACGCCUUACAACAUCAGACCAAAUUCUUGCAAAAAUGUCUAGUACUUUAGAAUCAAGAACACAAAUAGUUAAACCUUUGCUAGUUAAAGCUGGAAUUUCAGCUCUUCUUUCUGCUGCAGCCUACAUGGGUGCGAAAUUGAUCGCUAAACGUUCAGUUUAUUCACAAGAAAAUUGUCAUCUUGACAGUCUUAACACAACUUCUUUUAAUCAAUAUCAAGAAGAAAGACAUAAUGCAAGUAUGCAAAUCAUUGAGAAUAAUAGUACUAACUUAGAAGAAAAGUUACUAGACCUAGAAAUCCAUAUCGAAGGUCUUCAGAAGAGAGAAAGGGAUUUGAAGAGACAGUUACUUCAAUACCGAGCAAUGAAGGAAAAAGAGUUUAUGUUGAUGGAGAUAAGGUAUAAAAUGAUGUUAGAAAAAACUCGAGCCGAGUUCAUGUUGAGAGAGGUAAGCUCAGUACAAGAUGAGAGUCAAAGAAUGGGAAGUUUGAUCUUGGAGUACAUUAGAGUUGUGAACAAGCUUGAAGAUUGUAAGAAGGGAAAUGGGUUACUUAUGAAGAAAGCAAGGAAGUUGUGCAAAAGAGCAAGACAAAGAUUGAAGAUAAUAAGGGAGCAAAAGUUGAGGAUUGAAGCAAGAGAAGAGGUAUUGGCAAGUAAUCAAGAAGAGCUUCAAAGAAAAGAUGAUGAUAUUCAAGAAUUUGAGGAUAAAGUUAGUCAAAUGAAAGAGGUUAUUGAUCAUUUGCAAAGAGAGAAAAUAGAAAUCUCCAACAACUUGGAUAUUGCUCAUAAGUCAUAUUCCUUAAACCCAAAGAAUGAAGUAGCAAUCCAUAUGACAAAGGAGGAGCAUGAAAAGGUCCUAAAAGAACUAGAACAGCUUCAGAAGGAUAGAGAAGUAGAAGCAAAUGAGUUAGCAUACUUAAAAUGGAGCAAUGCAUGCUUAAGGCAUGAAUUAUUGAGGUUUCAUGAGCAAAACAAAGGCGAAAACGAGCACGAAUUUGAGCUUGAUGAUCAGCAGCAUAUCGAAACAGAGAACUGUAAUUGCAACGACACAACAUUUUCAGCGACUCAUGAUGGUACAAAUAUGAUAAAUCCAUCAAGAAGACGCAGGUUUAUUCAGAAGGUUAAAAAAUGGGUUGAAGGAGGGAAAAUGGAUGAAAAAGAGAAGGAUGAAGUCAAGUGUUUUGGUAAGGCUUCUGUUCUUGAAGAGGGAGCAGAAGAUAUGUUUGUUCAUGGAAGGAAGUCUUGCUCUAGUGUUUGAGUGUUUAAUAAACUCCAUAUUUACAUUUGUAACUAAUUGCCAACACUGCAAAUUCUGUGGUUAGUUGUUGAACAAUAUUUGAUUCUCAAUGGACAUGAUAUUACAUUAUUACAUUAA